GUUUGGAAAAAUUGGAACUUUGAUGUCAUAUUGUGUAAUUUGCGCAGAGCUGACUCCCUCGAUCGGUCCGCGCGAUGCUAUAAAUAUUAGUCAAGGACGACUAAAUAAGUAGUCACCCCCAUCCCACAGCUUGACUCCUGAGCCUGCCUGCCCUGGCAUCCAGGAAGUAACAAAGAAGAAACUAAAAAUUGAUAGAAGGAAAAACAAUGCACUUGAGCGAAAAUGAAGGCAUCGACGGGAACACGUUCGUGGUGACGGGUGGGCUGGGGUUCGUGGGCUCAGCUCUGUGCUUGGAGCUGGUGCGGAGAGGUGCUCGCCAGGUUCGUUCCUUUGACCUCCGACCUCAUUCUCCUUGGUCCGGCAACCUCACCAACCACGGUGUCCGCUGCAUCCAAGGCGAUCUUGUCCUGAAAAAGGAUGUUCAUAAUGCUCUCCGAGGUGCCGAUUGUGUUUUCCACCUGGCUUCAUAUGGCAUGUCAGGGAAAGAAAUGCUUCAGUUUGGUCGUGUUGAUGAGGUCAAUAUUAAUGGAACUUGCCAUGUCUUGGAGGCUUGCCUUGAAUUGGGGAUCAGAAGGCUUGUUUAUGUCAGCACAUAUAAUGUUGUGUUUGGGGGAAAGGAGAUUGUGAAUGGCAAUGAAGCCUUGCCCUAUUUCCCUAUUGAUGAUCAUGUUGAUCCCUAUGGGCGAAGUAAAUCAAUUGCUGAACAGUUGGUUCUUAAGUACAAUGGUCGCCCUUUUAAGAAGAAUAUCGGAAAAUGUCUUUAUACCUGUGUGGUUCGUCCAGCUGCUAUAUACGGACCAGGUGAAGAGCGACACCUUCCAAGAAUAGUAUCUCUGGCAAAGUUGGGUUUGGUUCCAUUCAAAAUAGGUGAUGCUAAUGUGAAAUCAGACUGGGUUUAUGUGGAUAACCUGGUACUUGCGCUGCUAUUGGCAAGCAUGGGACUUUUAGAUGACAUUCCUGGAAAAGAAGGGCCAGUUGCAGCUGGGCAGCCAUACUUCAUAUCUGAUGGGUCUCCAAUCAACACCUUCGAAUUUAUCCAACCAUUGUUAAGAAGUUUGGAUUAUGACUUACCAAAGUCCUGGAUUGCUGUUUCCCAUGCUCUCAUUCUGGCAAAGAUUUUCUGGGCUGUAUACACGAUGUUAUAUCCAUUUUUGAAUCGGUGGUGGCUUCCUGAGCCCUUCAUUCUUCCUGCUGAAGUACAUAAGGUUGGUGUUACCCAUUAUUUCUCAUUCCUUAAAGCGCAGCGUGAGCUUGGGUAUGUUCCAAUGGUGAGUGCUCGUGAAGGCAUGGCUGCAACUAUCUCAUACUGGCAGGAUAGGAAAAAGAAAAGUUUGGACGGACCUACAAUAUAUACAUGGGGAUUUGUUGUGAUCGGAAUGAUUUUACUUUUUGCUAGUGGUUGGUUCCCGGCCAUAGGACCUGUGCCACUCCUUAGAUCUGUCGGUCUUUUCCUCUUCCGGUCAAUGUAUGGAAUAAGGCUCGCAUUUUGCUUAGCUACUGCAGUACAUGUUGGAGAAGCCAUAUACGCAUGGUACCUGGCAAAGAGAGUGGAUCCUGUUAAUGCGAGAGGAUGGUUCUGGCAGACAUUUGCUCUUGGGUUUCCCUCAUUACGAUUGUUGUUGAAGAGAGCGAAAAAAUAGUGUAGGCAUUGCUUUUGUGUGUUAUUCUAGUGUAGUUGUGGUGCAAAAUACUUCAUUCUUGGUAGAGUAAGUGGUUAUGAAAGGGAAAAAUUAAACAGGUUGGGGUAAACAAUUUUCUUAAAAAUGGAGUUUUUCAGGUAAUGGUACAGAAAUGUGGGGCAAUAAUAAAUUUUUUUAUAAUUCUCCGA
This is a messenger RNA of Theobroma umbraticum, 1828 nucleotides long. RefSeq names its product NAD(P)-binding Rossmann-fold superfamily protein. Lineage: Eukaryota; Viridiplantae; Streptophyta; Magnoliopsida; Malvales; Malvaceae. Gene Ontology annotation, biological process: steroid biosynthetic process. The record is from RefSeq and is a predicted model, not a curated record. Gene Ontology annotation, molecular function: oxidoreductase activity, acting on the CH-OH group of donors, NAD or NADP as acceptor.